GGAAGUAUCUUCGGAUGCUCUACUUGUGUUUUCCGAUAGAAAACUCUUCACAUAAGAAACGGCGGAGUUGAAGAAGUUCGGCCCGGCUGCUGUGACAGGACGGCCGGCGGCGAGGAGGCCAGUAGCCGAGCCCCGGGACUGGAAGCAUGGGCCUCCUGGCACGGUUGCGGAAGGAGUGGUUCAUUAUCGGGAUAGUACUCGUCAUCUUAUCGGCCAAACUGCAGCCCAGCGUCGGUGUCAAAGGAGGUCCUUUAAAGCCAGAGAUCACCAUCGCCUACAUAGCGGUGUCGCUCAUCUUCUUCAACAGCGGCCUGUCUUUAAAAACCGAGGAGCUGACGAGCGCGCUGCUUCACGUCCGCCUCCACCUGUUUGUUCAGUCCUUCACGCUCGUUUUCUUCCCGCUCGCCGUCUGGCUGCUGCUCAGGGUGCUCGCGCUGACAGCCAUUGACCAAUGGUUGCUCAGAGGGUUACAGACAGUGAGCUGCAUGCCCCCUCCUGUGUCCUCCGCUGUUAUUCUCACUAAGGCUGUCGGAGGCAAUGAGGCUGCUGCUAUCUUCAACUCUGCGUUUGGAAGUUUUCUGGGAAUCGUGGUGACGCCGCUGCUGCUGCUGCUGUUUCUCGGCUCUUCGUCCUCCGUUCCCUUUUCUUCCAUCUUCUCGCAGCUCUUCAUGACGGUGGUAGUGCCUCUAAUCGUGGGUCAGGUGUGUCGUAGGUUCCUCAGGGAGUUCCUGGAGCGGCGGAAGCCUCCGUUUGGCGCCAUCAGCAGCGCCGUCCUCCUCAUGAUCAUCUACACCACCUUCUGCGACACCUUCAGCAACCCCAACAUUGAGCUGGACGCCACCAGCCUGCUGCUGGUCAUCCUCAUCAUUUUCUCCAUCCAGAUGAGCUUCAUGCUGCUCACAUUUGCCUUGUCCACCAGGCCCAGCUCAGGAUUCAGCCCUGCAGACACCAUCGCCAUCAUGUUCUGCUCUACACACAAGUCUCUCACUCUGGGUAUUCCCAUGUUACAGAUCGUCUUCGAAGGCUACGAGCACCUUUCCUUGAUCUCAGUCCCACUUCUGAUCUACCAUCCAGCUCAGAUCCUGCUCGGCUCCGUCCUCGUGCCGACCAUCCGGCGCUGGAUGACCAGUCGACAGAAGUCUAGUCUGUUGUUGAGAUAGGGUCCCAUUCCAACUCUUCUGUUUGUCCUGAGCGAUGAAGCUCUCGAUUCUUCAGCCCAUCUGACGGGGAUGAGACGGCAGCUUUGAUGGUGUAGACGUUGCUGUUACGAAAGCAGACGAUGGAGGGUUACAGUAGCUAGAAGUGCCUUAUUACCAGCCAACAAAGACCUCAUCGUGGCAGGAGCGAGAUGAACCCCUUGCCUUGAUAUUCUGUUUUUACAAUAACAAAGAACACACAUUUGCAUCAUAUAUAUCGUUUUAUAUUUAAAAGAAACAAAUGUUUUAUUUUUAUAUGAUGUAAAUUGAAAUAUUCAUGAAGGGGAAAAAGGACUUUUCUUUCUUUGAAAACAGCGUCUGAAAGCUGGAGUUACUGGGACCAUUCUGUUAUUUAUGAUGUUUUCUACUCUUGUUCGUCCAGAUGUGACUGCCAACAAGUAUCCUACUAAUUUACAGCAUCAUAACAUCUGGAUUUUAUUUUAGAGGAAGCUGUGACAUAGGUGAGGGAUGGUGGCAAAAGUAAGACAUGAACAUUAAACUCUGGGUUAACAAAGCUGUUUUCUUUUGUAAUACAAACAUUUAUGUCCCGAUUUCUCCACCACUUCCUGUCCUGUUUGGAUUUUAACCAACUAUGUGGUUGUGAGAUCUAACCUCUCUAUCAAGCAGCAUCGAAAUGAACAAAAAGGUAAUAAUGGAUAAAAAGCACAAAAUAUAACUUAAUAAUAAGUCAUUUGCAUAUAGAUGAAUAUUUAGUAUUUCUUAUAAUUACUCAUCUAUACGUCGAUGACUCUGAGUAAAUAAUGCAACAUUCUUUAAUUUAUUUUAAACUAUUGCUGGGCAACCAUUAAAGUUUUCAAUCCUGA
Melanotaenia boesemani (Boeseman's rainbowfish) is the source of this 2020-nucleotide messenger RNA. RefSeq names its product solute carrier family 10 member 7 (gene slc10a7). The transcript is spliced from 13 exons. Bases 147 to 1160 code for a protein of 337 amino acids. NCBI's taxonomy places the organism in Eukaryota, Metazoa, Chordata, Actinopteri, Atheriniformes, Melanotaeniidae. Gene Ontology annotation, cellular component: plasma membrane. The record is from RefSeq and is a predicted model, not a curated record.